AUGGCCAAGAUGAUUUCCUUAUUGUUCUUCUUGUUUUUUCUCAUAAGCAUAAUUGCUGUUGCCUCUUCACAACAAUGUAUUGACACUGGUUUUUUUCAACGCAGUAGUAAAUAUGCUGAUAACCGCCGAAUCAUCCUUUCUUCUCUGGCUUCUAAUGUGAAGGCUGACAAUGGUUUCUACAAUGAUUCAUCAAUAGGCCAAGGUAUUGACCAAGUUUUCGCAGUGGGGAUGUGCAUCGAAGGGACCGAACCAACAGUUUGCUCGGCUUGUCUCGAGGUUGCGGCUGACCAAUUAAUAGAGAAUUGUCCUAACCAAACUGAAGCGUAUACAUGGACACCUCAUAAGACGCUCUGUUUUGCUCGUUACUCUAACACUUCAUUUUUCGAAAGGCUUGAUAUGCACCCACUUUACAUGGAGCUCAGUGAUGUGGAUAUCAAAGGAAAUCAAACGUAUUUCAAUGACAUAUGGGGGACGCUAACGAAUCGUAUGAUAACUGAAGCAUCCUUGGAAAAGAAUGCAUCGUUGUCUGGUCGUAAAUAUUAUGCAACUGAUGUAACAAAUCUGACAGCUUUCCAGACUAUACAUGGAUUAAUGCUAUGCACUCCAGAUCUAAAAAAAGGGAAUUGUCACAAAUGUCUGGGAGAUGCUGUUUCUGAAUAUGGCAACCUUAGGAGACAAAGAGGAAUUGUUGCAUGGCCAAGCUGCUGUUUCAUGUGGGAUCUGUAUCCCUUCAUCGGAGCUUUUAAUUUGGCACCUCCACCCCCGUCAGAGAGCAAAAAUAAUAUCUCAGUGGAAAUCAUUGUGGUCAUUGUUGUUGCUGCCGGAGUUAUCUUCUCUGUGCUAUCAGCUGUAGUAGUAGCACUUGUUUGCAGAAGGAAGAAAACUGGUCCUUCAGAGGAAAUUUCAAUCACAAAUUCACUGCAAUAUGAUCUUAAGACAAUUGAAGCUGCAACAUGUACAUUUUCGAAGAGAAACAUGCUCGGUCAAGGUGGAUUUGGAGAAGUUUUCAAGGGCGUGCUUCAUGACGGGUCAGAAAUUGCGGUGAAGAGGUUAUCAAAAGAAUCAGCUCAAGGUGUACAAGAGUUCAAGAAUGAGACUAGUCUCGUGGCAAAACUCCAGCACAGAAAUUUGGUUGGAGUUCUCGGGUUUUGUAUGGAAGGAGAAGAAAAGAUACUCGUUUAUGAGUUUGUUCCUAAUAAAAGUCUCGACCAGUUCUUGUUUGAACCUACCGAGCAAGGUCAGCUGGAUUGGCCUAAACGGUACAAGAUUAUUGUCGGGACUGCUAGAGGAAUACUAUAUCUUCAUCAUGACUCGCCUCUCAAAAUCAUACACCGUGACCUCAAAGCUAGUAACAUCCUCUUAGACGCUGAAAUGGAACCCAAAGUAGCAGAUUUUGGAAUGGCAAGGAUUUUGAGGGUGGAUCAAUCACGAGCUGAUACAAGGAGAGUAGUUGGAACCCAUGGCUACAUUUCUCCAGAGUAUUUGAUGCAUGGCCAAUUCUCGACGAAAUCUGAUGUCUAUAGUUUUGGGGUCUAGGUUCUUGAGAUUAUAAGCGGAAAAAGAAACAGCAACUUCCAUGAAACUGAUGAAUCCGGAAAGAAUUUGAUCACGCAUGCUUGGAGGCAUUGGAGAAACGGAUCACCACUAGAGCUCAUGGAUUCGGAACUCAAAAAGAACUAUCAGAGUAAUGAAGUUAUCAGAUGCAUCCAUAUUGCACUAUUAUGUGUCCAAAACGAUCCAGAAGAGCGUCCAAAUUUAUCGACUAUCAUCAUGAUGCUCACAAGUAACUCCAUCACAUUACCAGUGCCUCAGUCACCAGUAUACGAGGGAAUGGAGAUGUUUCUACCUCCAAUCAAAUCUGUUCCUGGUUCUAUCAAUGAUUCAUUGAUUAAUGACUUAGUUCCUCGUUGAAGAUGACAAUUCCUUCAUACCCGAGAGUUUGCUCUCUUAAAGCUGAGUUCGGAGAUGAACAAAAGUAAAGCAAAUAAGCUGACUCAGUCAGGUUUUGUCUAACUGAAGAUUUGUGUGUUUUGAAGGUUCUAACUCAAGCAUGUUUUGUAUAUACAGAAAACUAAUGUUCAUGUAAAUACUG
This is a messenger RNA of Camelina sativa (false flax), 2092 nucleotides long. Its product is annotated as putative cysteine-rich receptor-like protein kinase 33. Gene Ontology annotation, molecular function: protein serine/threonine kinase activity; ATP binding. Gene Ontology annotation, cellular component: plasma membrane. Gene Ontology annotation, biological process: protein phosphorylation; defense response to bacterium. NCBI's taxonomy places the organism in Eukaryota, Viridiplantae, Streptophyta, Magnoliopsida, Brassicales, Brassicaceae. The record is from RefSeq and is a predicted model, not a curated record.